Hibiscus syriacus is the source of this 2500-nucleotide messenger RNA. RefSeq names its product probable LRR receptor-like serine/threonine-protein kinase At1g14390. NCBI's taxonomy places the organism in Eukaryota, Viridiplantae, Streptophyta, Magnoliopsida, Malvales, Malvaceae. The record is from RefSeq and is a predicted model, not a curated record. The transcript has 6 exons. Gene Ontology annotation, molecular function: ATP binding; protein binding; protein kinase activity. Gene Ontology annotation, biological process: protein phosphorylation. Bases 172 to 2340 code for a protein of 722 amino acids.
AGAAGUGUGCUGAAACCCAGAUAAGAAAAUUGUCUCUUUUAGAUGAAAACUUCAUUUAUUGGGAUGUUUGCAUUCUGCAAACUGAAUAUUUGAAGUCAAUGUGAUUCUCCCUUUUCCCAGAAAUGUUUUUCAAGCACCACUUGUUAAGGUUUAUUUAACAAAGUAGAUUAGAUGAGAGGCAUGGAGAUUUCCAGGGCUGGUUUCUGUUUAUUGCUUUCUGCAGUUUUCAUGGUUGUUCUUGUUCCAGUUUCAAUAGCUCAGCUAACUCCAAGUGAAACCAGGCUUCUUUUCCAAGUCAAAAAGAUUCUCGAAUACCCUCAAGUUCUUCAAGGGUGGACAAAUUGGACAAACUUCUGUUAUCUCCCAUCUUCUUCUUCUCUCAAGGUUGUAUGUUCAAACAGCCGAGUUACUGAGUUGAUUAUAGUUGGAAACAGGAGCUCUUCGGCUGGACAAACUUUGUCCCACAAGUUCUCCAUCAAUUCGUUGUUCACUGUGCUCACCAAGUUGUCUGAUCUGAAAGCAUUGUCCUUGGUGUCCUUGGGGUUAUGGGGUCCCUUGCCAUCCAAGAUCAACAGGUUUCGUUCACUCCAAGCUCUCAACUUAAGCUCCAAUUUCAUCUCCGGGGAGAUUCCCAAGCAGAUUGCAUCGUUGAAGAAUCUAACCAGUCUGGUUUUGACUGACAAUCUGUUCAAUGGGAGUGUUCCUGAUCUUACAGGCUUAGCACUCCUUCAAGAUCUGAACAUGUCUGGCAAUCACCUUGGACCUCGAUUCCCUUCGUUAAGCAAGAGUCUUGUAAGUAUAACGUUAAGCAACAAUUCUUUUAGAUCUGAAAUCCCUUCAGGGUUGAAGAAAUUCAAUCAGCUUCACAAGCUGGACAUCUCUUUUAACAAAAUCCUCGGACCAAUCCCAUCGUUUUUGUUCUCCUUGGCUUCGAUUCAGUAUCUUAAUUUGGCACAAAACCAGUUAAGCGGGGCACUUCCUUGGAGUACAUCUUGUAGUAAGAAUCUCACUUUUGUGGAUAUCUCGAACAACCUUUUGAUAGGAAAACUCCCAUCAUGCAUUGGAUCAAAUUCCAGGAACAGGACAGUCGUUAGUUCAUGGAAUUGUCUGUCUGCUGAUAUGUCGAAUCGCCAGCAUCCUUACUCGUUUUGCAACAAACUAGCAGUGGCUGUUAAACCGGUUGAAAGGAAGGAGCAGGAGAAGGGGAUCAACUUAGGCCUAAUACUCGGUAUCAUCGGAGGUGUUGUUGUCAUGGCAGGAGCUAUUGUUGUGUUAAUUUUGGUCAUUGUUAAAAGAUCAAGAGGAAGUGAAGAUGUAGACGAUGACAGAUCCAUUGCAGAUAAAAUGUCUGUUCGUAGCUCUCCGAAACCGGCCAUCGAUCCGAGGCGUGUUCCUCAGACGAUGAGAUCGGCUGCAAUCGGGCUCCCUCGUUAUCGUGUUUUCAGCUUGGAAGAAAUCGAAGAUGCAACCAACAACUUCGACCCAUCAAAUUUCAUGGGGGAAGGAUCUCAAGGGCAGCUCUACAAAGGUUGCCUUGUAGAUGGCUCAGUGGUGGUGGUAAAAUGUUUGAAACUAAACCAGAAACAUGCACCUCAAAAUCUGAUGCAACACAUGGAAGUCUUGUCCAAGCUAAGGCACAGGCAUUUGGUUAGCGUUCUGGGACACUGUAUCGUUAACUACCAGGAUCAUCCCAAUAUUGCCAGCACAGUGUUCGUUGUUUUUGAGCACAUCUCCAAUGGAACAUUACGGGACUACCUUACUGAUUGGAGAAAGAAGGAGAUACUGAAAUGGCCACAGAGAAUGGCAAUCACCAUUGGAGCUGCAAGAGGAGUCCAAUUCUUGCACACAGGGAUUUCACCUGCAAUUUACGGAAACGAUUUGAAGAUUGAUAAUAUUCUGUUGGAUGAGACUCUUACAGCCAAAAUUAGUGAUUACAACAUCCCAUUGCCACUUAAGACAGGUUCAGAAAGCCCCAUCUCCAAUCGGCUUAGCAGUGAUGAGAAUGGUGAGAAGGAAGACAUUUAUCAGCUGGGAAUUCUUCUGCUACAAGUCAUUACUGGUAAACUGGCCACAUUCACAAGCGAAUUGAGCGAGCUUAAGCAUCAGCUGGAAGAGAGCUUGGCAGAAGGACCAUCAAAGCUGAGAAGUGUGACAGACCCUUCAAUAAGGGGCACUUUUGCAUAUGACUCGAUGAGAACCACGGUUCAAUUCGCCAUCAAUUGCCUGUCCAAGGAUUCAACCAAGCGCCCCUCGAUUGAAGACGUGCUUUGGAAUCUGCAAUACUCGAUUCAGGUCCAGGAAGGAUGGACCAGUAGCGGGAACUUAGCCACACAUUUGUAAUACUGCUUCAUUACAAUUUCUUUACCCUUUUUCAGCAACCAUAAUUUAUUAUCUUCUGUGACUUCACAGCUGUUGCAAAAAUAAAUGUGUUUGUAAUUCCACUUUGUACUUGCACAAGAUUCUUUGGUAAAAUCAGCAUCAUGGCAAAUUAUCCAUGUGG